Molecule: messenger RNA, 1317 nt
Organism: Echinops telfairi (small Madagascar hedgehog)
Lineage: Eukaryota; Metazoa; Chordata; Mammalia; Afrosoricida; Tenrecidae
Gene: GIPC2
Product: GIPC PDZ domain containing family member 2
Exons: 6
Molecular function (GO): protein binding
Source: RefSeq, a predicted model, not a curated record
UUCCACGCGCAGCUGGCGCACGGCAGCGCCACGGGCCGCGUGGAGAACUUCGCCAGCAUCCAGGAGCUCUACACCCAGAUCGCCGGCGCCUUCGGGAUCGCGCCCGCCCAGAUUUUGUUCUGUACUUUAAACACACCAAAAGUUGACAUGCAAAGACUCUUAGGUGUACAAAUAGGUCUUGAAGACUUCAUUUUCGCCCAUGUGAAAGGAAUUGAAAAAGAAGUGAAUGUGUAUAAAUCUGAGGAUUCACUUGGCCUCACCAUUACAGACAACGGUGCUGGGUAUGCUUUUAUAAAGGGAAUCAAAGUUGAUAGCCUUAUUGACUCAGUUAAAACAAUCUGUGUGGGAGAUCAUAUUGAAUCUAUAAAUGGAGAAAAUAUUGUUGGAUGGCGUCAUUAUGAUGUUGCCAAGAAGUUGAAGGAAUUGAAAAAGGAGGAACAAUUUACCUUGAAGUUAGUGGAACCUAAGAAGGCAUUUGAAGUAGAGCCCAGGACAAACGCUGGGAAGUCAUCAGAAGGGAAACUUGGCACUGGAAGAGGGACACUUCGACUACGAUCAAAAGGCCCUGCCACUGUGGAAGAAGUGCCAUCUGAAAAUGAGACAAAAGCCAUUACAAAGAUUGAUGACCUGCUUGAUUUGUACAUGGGGAUCCGAGAUACUGACUUAGCUACUACAAUGUUUGAAGCUGGAAAGGACAAAGUGAAUCCUGAUGAAUUUGCUGUGGCACUUGAUGAAACUCUUGGAGACUUUGCGUUCCCAGAUGAAUUUGUCUUCGAUGUGUGGGGAGCUAUUGGCGAUGCCAAACAAGGACGGUUUUGAUGUGGAUGAAGAGUUGAACUGUUGUUCAUGUAAAAACAAACAACUACCCACCUGUAAGAUCUGGCCUUAAACUCCAUUACAAACUCUGGUUUAAUUAUGUGUGUAGAGUACAUUUUCUUGAAGUAUAAUUUUGAUUUCUGAGUAUCUUUUUAAUUUGAUUUCUGGGUGCUUAUUAUGUAUGCUUAGGAUAAAUUACAUAAGAUUAUGAUCAAUCUUAAUAUUUAUUCAGAAGCCUCUUUGAAGUAAAUUUUGUGAUAUUUCAAGAUAGAUGAUGCUUUUGUUCCUUAUUAACACCCAUCCUUUGUUUUUCAUGUUUAUGUGGAAAAUUGCACACUGUUAUUGCAAUGCAAUGUUAUCCAUGCAGUAGGUUUGUAAUCCUUUUUAAAAUCUUACUGUAAUGAAAAUUAGGAUUGGAAUGUGAUUCACCUUGUAAUGUCUUUUGUUAUACUAGUAUGAAAGUGUAUGUUUAGAAAUAAAAUGUGAAUUAUGAUUAUUAUA